Molecule: messenger RNA, 2717 nt
Organism: Hylaeus volcanicus
Lineage: Eukaryota; Metazoa; Arthropoda; Insecta; Hymenoptera; Colletidae
Gene: Spg7
Product: paraplegin
Exons: 9
Coding region: 279-2570 (763 amino acids)
Biological process (GO): mitochondrial protein processing; protein-containing complex assembly
Cellular component (GO): membrane; m-AAA complex
Molecular function (GO): ATP hydrolysis activity; ATP-dependent peptidase activity; ATP binding
Source: RefSeq, a predicted model, not a curated record
GGAAAAUGGCUGAAGGACUUUUGAAGAUUGAUAACCCUUCUGCUCUGUUCUACUCUUUUUUUGUCUAUAAACACAUAGCGUGAUUCAAUGAUUGUGACUGAAUGCACAAAUUGUUUAGAUUUGUAUUCGAAGAGUAAAAAUAAAUUGUGAUUGGUUGGACCUUCGCCAAUGAAGGAGUAUCUAUAGGAUUUAAACCAUUUAACACGUGAGAGAAGCUUCUCUAAGUAUACAUCGGUGUCAAAUGAUGUGCACGUAAUUUCUGUUUGUGUGAACAAGUAAUGCAAAAUUUAAUAAAAUAUCCGAAACGACAGUAUGUCGAAUCACGAAGGGUUUUUGGUUCCUUAUUUAAAUGCAAUUCGAAGAACACAGUGUCCGGAUAUAUCAGUUUUAGUAAUGAGAUGAACAGGUUAUGUUUCCCGGCAUCUCAUCCACUUUGCGUAAAAUUACACGAAAAAUUGGGCACAUUACAAUCGUUACUUUUCAAAAAUGAUCCUUUUAGGGUCUACUGUUUGCCAAUGUUGUGCAAUACGAGAAGUUUUAGCACAACUCCACGAUUAUCGAAUAAAAGCAAAAAUAGCGAAGAAUCUUCCGAUAAGUCUAGAAAAGAUUCCGGCAAGAAUCCUAAAACACCUAAGGAAAUGUAUAUACUAGUGAUAAAAUUUACUUUCCUAGUUUUCAGUAUAAUUUUCAUUUACGACUUCCUAAAUCGAAUUCAGAGGGGACAGUUGAAUAGGUUUGUGUGGGAUGAUUUUGUAAACGAGAUGCUUCUAAAGGGAGAAGUUGAACAAAUUACUAUUUCUGAUCCUUUAAUAUCAAUCAUUCUUCGACCAGGGGCUAUUUAUAAAGGAAACAAAAUGAUCAAUACAAGUUUUCUCGUACAUGAUUCUCAUUAUGCUAAAAUUCUCGAAGAUAAAAUUAGAGAAGUAGAAAGGGCAGUUGGUAUCAAAGCAGAGGAUGGAGUUCCAAUUAAGUACACUUAUAGAGGCAAUGGAUUGUCUACUUUCAUAAUGAUUAAUUUGAUGCUAAUUGGCUAUAUGUUGUUGAGGAGAGUAGCACGUCAAAAUUUCCCAAAUCCAAUGGAUUUCAUUACUCAAAAAACGAAAGCAAAAUUUACAUUGGUAGAGCCUUUUUCUGGUAAGGGUGUACGAUUUGAAGAUGUAGCUGGUUUAAGGGAAGCCAAAGUAGAAGUUAUGGAAUUUGUGGAUUAUCUUAAGCAUCCCGAACGAUACAAGAAACUCGGUGCCAAGGUACCCAAAGGCGCUUUACUCUUAGGACCACCAGGAUGUGGCAAAACACUUUUGGCUAAAGCCGUCGCAACCGAAUCGAAUGUUCCGUUUUUAUCCAUGAAUGGGUCCGAAUUUAUUGAAAUGUUGGGUGGAUUAGGUGCUGCACGUGUAAGGGAUUUAUUUUCAGAAGCUAAAAAGAGAUCCCCUAGCAUUAUAUACAUUGAUGAAAUCGAUGCAGUGGGCAAAAAACGAUCAGAAGAGAAUGCCAGCUUCACUAACAAUGAAUCCGAACAAACAUUGAAUCAACUUUUAGUAGAAAUGGAUGGAAUGAAAAGUGCAGAGGAUGUUAUAAUUUUAGCUUCAACAAAUAGGGCUGAUGUCCUGGAUAAAGCCUUACUGAGACCUGGUAGAUUUGACAGACACAUUUUAAUCGAUCUUCCUACCGUGGAAGAGAGGAAACAAAUUUUUGAAUACCAUCUUAAAUCGUUAUCGCUGGAUGGCAAACCAGAUCGAUAUUCUGGGUAUUUAGCUUACCUUACUCCUGGUUUCAGUGGCGCGGACAUUGCAAAUGUGUGCAACGAGGCUGCAUUGCAUGCGGCGAGAGUUAAAAAAAAAUCAGUAGACGGCAGCGAUCUUUUGUACGCGAUCGAUCGAACGAUAGGUGGUAUAACGAAGAAAACCAAUACGCUAACAUCUUCCACGAAGAAAGUUGUUGCUUAUCACGAAGCUGGUCACGCUUUAGUAGGAUGGUUAUUGGAACACACGGAUGCUUUGCUUAAAGUAACGAUAGUCCCGAGAACAAAUUUGAGUUUGGGUUUUGCUCAGUACACACAGUCGGAUCAGAAACUCCACAGCAAAGAAGAACUUUUCCAAAAGAUAUGCAUGAUGUUAGGCGGUAGAGUUGCGGAGAGCAUAACGUUCAAUCAAGUUUCAACAGGGGCAGAGAAUGACUUACAAAAAGUAACAAAAAUAGCGUACCAUCAAGUUCAACAAUAUGGAAUGAGUGAAAAUGUAGGUUUAAUUUCUUUCAACGAAGAAGCAACAAGCACGCGUACCAAAAAAUUGUAUAGUAAAAAAAUGGCGAAUUUAAUGGAUGCUGAGGUACGAAAGAUAAUAACAGAUGCGUAUAAAACGACUGAGAAGUUACUGUUAGACAACAAGCACAAAUUAAAAUUGCUUGCCGAAGCGCUUCUGGAGAAAGAAACAUUAACAUAUGAUGACGUAGAAAAAUUACUCGGCCCUCCUCCAUUUGGAAAGAAACGUCUUGUUGAACCGGCUGAAUUCAUCGCAGAUAUAGAACCACCAGUGCCGGAACCAACGGCAUCAGAACCAACAGCAUCGUAGCAUAUUUCAAUGAAUACUUAUACCAUACGAACUAGUAACGAAAGAAAUGAUUGAUACUACGGGGAUUGUUAUAUUAUCUUCCGUAAAACGAUAAUUUCUCAAAAAAUAUAUGAAUACUUUUUUUGCAGUGGGCACAACAAAAUAAAA